Harpegnathos saltator (Jerdon's jumping ant) is the source of this 1228-nucleotide messenger RNA. It is a transcript of the gene ste14, whose product is annotated as isoprenylcysteine carboxylmethyltransferase ste14. Gene Ontology annotation, cellular component: membrane; endoplasmic reticulum. The transcript has 3 exons. The record is from RefSeq and is a predicted model, not a curated record. Gene Ontology annotation, molecular function: protein C-terminal S-isoprenylcysteine carboxyl O-methyltransferase activity. NCBI's taxonomy places the organism in Eukaryota, Metazoa, Arthropoda, Insecta, Hymenoptera, Formicidae. Gene Ontology annotation, biological process: C-terminal protein methylation. The coding region runs from base 277 to 1137 and encodes 286 amino acids.
AUUAAUCGAGACCUCGUCGAAUAUGCAUGCGGGAGAAAGUGUCACUGUCAAUAAUUUUGCGGUGUAUAGAAUUCGUUCUUUACUCGUUUAUUCUCGUUAACAUUUGUAUUUCUGAUCGUAUAAUGUGAUAUAAGUGUGUUAUUGAAGAUAAAAGCUGAAGAAAAGCAAGUGCUGUACGAUUGUCAAAGUAACCUGUUAAAAAAAGAAUGGUAUUACGUUGCUAAAAAUUCACAAGUACAUACAGAAGUAACGUACAGAAAGAAACUCGUUGAGAAAAUGCUUUGCCGCGAUGGAACGCUCAGUCUAUUUUGUUUUAUCGUGGCCGGUUUGGUCUCGCUUCUUCCCGAGCUCUUAUUGAGACUAGAACUCGACAUCUAUGUUUCAUACUGUGCGAAUGUCUGGCUUCUACAUGCCAUACAAUACAUUGUUAUAAAUAUAUUCGCAUUUCUGGCAUUCCGUGAUUUUUCCUAUCAGGUUGCAGUCAGAGCAUUGUUCCUUGGAUAUGUCUUUGGAAUUGGUAUCUUGGUGUCACUUAUUGCCCCACCGUCAUGGCAGAUAUUUGGCAUUUAUAUGACAGUAUUAGCAACUUUUCAUUAUUCAGAAUUUUUGGCUAUAGCGUGGGCCAAUCCUGCUACUUUGUCAAUUGAUAGUUUUAUCCUCAAUCAUAGUAUAAUGUACGGUGUGGCAGCAUCUCUUAGUUGGUUAGAAUUCUUUGUAGAAAGAUACUAUUGCCACAACAUGAAGUUACUUUCAUUUGUGUCCUGUUUCGGCUUAAUGUUAUGUGUCUUUGGUGAAAUACUGAGAAAAUCAGCAAUGUGUACCGCAAAACACAAUUUUAAUCAUUAUGUGCAAAGUGAGAAAAGUGACAAUCAAGAACUUGUCACUCAUGGUGUAUAUAGUCUGUGUAGGCAUCCCAGUUAUGUAGGAUGGUUUUAUUGGUCAGUUGGAACACAGUUAAUACUUCAAAAUCCACUGUGUUUGAUCGCAUACGCAUGGAUGUCGUGGAACUUCUUCCAUGAUCGUGUUCUAAUGGAAGAAUUAACUUUACUUGAUUUCUUUGGCGAAGACUAUACUGAAUAUCAGAAAAGAGUAGGAACUGGACUUCCAUUUAUUUCUGGAUAUAAAGUUAAUUUAUAGUGACCAGCAUCAGUGUAAUUUUAUGUUGUCAAGUUCUUUCUAACGAAAGAAAAGGAAAUGGAGAGACAUGUGUUUAUAAUAAUAAAUUUAA